AUGUCUCGUAAAUGCUUCACUUUUCAAUACUUUUCACUUUUCUCUCUUUUUAACCCUAGAAACUCUUCACACUUAUCACUCUUUCACUUCACACCUUCACUCCCUCACUUUAUUGACUUGUGCAUAAUUCCUCUCUCUUCUCCAUCUCCAAAAUUUGCAGCAACAUCAGAGGCGGAGUCUUCAAGAGUUCAAGAACCCUUUGAUCGAACAAAAUUUCUUGAACCUGAGCAACAAGAUAGGUAUGAUGAGCUAAUUGGAAGGAGCAUUUGGUCUAAGAUAACUUUUGAGAUCAAUUCUGAAGGAGACUACAGGUCCUUAAGUGAUCAGUGGGCCAAACAUAAAUGGGAUACAUUCUUGAGCCCUCACUACAACAUAAAUAGUGAUGUGCUUCAAGAAUUCUAUGUCAAUGCAUUUCCCUCAGUAGGAACUACAUUCUCCUUCUCAACCAAGGUUGGGGGGAGGACGAUUCAAUUUCAUAGGGAUGCCAUUAGUGAAUUUUUGGGAAAUCCUCUAGUCUUUAAGGAAGGACAGAUGUUUCGAUAUUAA
This is a messenger RNA of Vicia faba (fava bean), 546 nucleotides long. Lineage: Eukaryota; Viridiplantae; Streptophyta; Magnoliopsida; Fabales; Fabaceae. The record is from the annotation of a GenBank genome assembly.